This is a messenger RNA of Diabrotica balteata, 1170 nucleotides long. The record is from the annotation of a GenBank genome assembly. Lineage: Eukaryota; Metazoa; Arthropoda; Insecta; Coleoptera; Chrysomelidae.
AUACUGGAAUAGGUUAUGUUGAUUAUUUUGUUUACUUUAUUUUUAAAGUUACCAAUUUUCAACCAAAGUAUGCAGCAAAGAGAAGAAAAACAACUUGAGUCUGCUUUGGACGCGAUUAUUCAAAGAGUAAAUGAUUUGAAACAAUCAAUAGCAUCAAUGAUAUUUAAAAUUGAAAAUGAAUAUGAUGCUAUUAAUUGGCCAACUUUUUUGGAUAAUUAUGCUUUAAUAUCAGGGCAAUUAACAUCUCUUUCCAAAGUAAUGAGUCAUGAUAAAUGUCCAGUGUUAAGAAAUUUAACUGUUUUACCACUAAUGUUAUCUCCUGAAAGAGAUGAACAACUUGCACAAAUUACUGAACACAGAGUAACAACAUUUGCUCAUGACUUAGUUCCUGAUUACCUUAGAACAAAGUUAGAACCAAUGGCAGAAACAAAAAUGAUGCAAUUGGAAAAUAAGGCUUUAAGUUUGCAAUAUGAUAAUGCUCAGAAACAAAUUGCAACAUAUCAGAAGGUUGUUUCCCAUGUUUGGGAUAUUGUGAGUAAAGCAAGAGAAGAAUGGGAGGUGGAAUCAUCAUCUAGAGGAAAUACGCAGCAAAAUUCAAGUGUUGCCGACACACAGCUUUUAGUGACUGCAGUUGGAAUGGGCAAAGGAUUGAAGAUGGGUCCAAGUCCAAAUGGUCAAGCAAAUCCAACAUCUGGUGGAAUGAUGGUAACACCUACAGGAAGACCAGGGGGUCCACCAGGCCCUGGUCAGAUGCCACCUACUACUCAAGCUAUGGCGAUGAAUAAAGCUCCGUCUGCGAUAAAAACAAAUAUUAAAAGUGCAGGUCAAAUGCAUCCAUAUGGUCGGUAAAUAGUUCUCUAUUAUUAUUGUGUGGACUUUUUAAGUUAAAAAGAUAUUGCAGUAAUUAUUUAUUUUAAGCUGAUAAAAACAAAAAAAGUUGUGUUAGUGUAGUUAGAGCGAAUUUUAGAUUUAAAAUAACUUAAUUAGUGGAUAUUAUUUAAAAAUGUAAAUUAUUGAAAAUAAUAUGACCUAUUUUUUUCAGUUUCUAAUUUUAAGUGAAUUUUUGUUGUAAAAAUGAGUUAUCUUUUUUUAUAAUAUUAUAUAUAAUUAUUUUAUAUCUCCGAAGAAUAAAUGUAUGAAUUUAUAUAAUAAAUAAAGCGAUAUAAACUG